Dreissena polymorpha is the source of this 2706-nucleotide messenger RNA. RefSeq lists its product as uncharacterized. The transcript is spliced from 11 exons. Lineage: Eukaryota; Metazoa; Mollusca; Bivalvia; Myida; Dreissenidae. The coding region runs from base 84 to 1514 and encodes 476 amino acids. The record is from RefSeq and is a predicted model, not a curated record.
ACUCUUUACCUGUCUGAGUAAACAAACGCGCGGACCUUUAGACUGUUCACAUCUCAACGCGCAUUCAAAACAGAGCAUUUAUUAUGAUCGGAAAAGAGAUAUCAACUUUGCUGUUGCUUCCGGGAAUUUUUGCGACCAUUUGUAAAGAUGAACCAAACGGGAUUUGGCUAGCCGACGCGGCGUACAGCUGUAAAUAUCUGUACCAAUUUUAUCCCGAGGACGAAUACCUUGGUAUAUACGCCGCCCGGGUUAGAUUAUGUAGGCAACCACUCACGAGGUGUUGUGAAGCGUGCACAAAACUUGGCGCAGAUAAUACGACUGCACAGGUAUCUGAGAUUGCACAACCACUUACAGCAGCAACCCCAUGUACGGACCACCCCGAAGGUGUAUGGACCGGAGUCGGGUCACGUGACUGCAAGUACCUGACGCGCUACUACCCAGAGGACCGGAUAUGGGGAGUCUACGCUGCGAAGGAGACCCUGUGCGCCGACCGCCAAACGCGGUGUUGCGCCUCCUGCAAAAGAAUUAGCGAAGGAGAGAACUUCCCUACCAUUCCCACUGCAGCUACACCGAAAGCCACUGAACAUGCGCCUCAGACUUACACAAGGGAGGAGCCAUCUUUUCAAGAUACAUGCACAGACCAAUGUCUCAGCGGCGUAGGCGGCACUGUUCCCGGAAGUACGUGUGCCUGGUUACUAGACCGGAAGCGACUCACAAUGAAGAGCGCCACUAAUUUCUGUAACAACGGAUUUGCCCGAGGGUGCGCGCGCAGCUGCAAUGAACUCAAAAAAAUGGCUGUUGAUGUCCCCUCAUCUGCCCAAAAUGUCCAGGAAGGGGCGUGCACAGAUCUGCCCGAGGGUGUGUGGAUUGCUGACGGGUCACGUGACUGCAAGUACCUGACGCGCCUUUACACAGAGGACCGGAUAUGGGGCGUCUACGCCGCCAGGGAACGCCUGUGUGCCGAUCCCAGCACGCGUUGUUGCGCUUCCUGCAAGGUGGUCAAAGCGGAAUUUGAUGGUGUUGCGGAACAGGAAGUAGCUGUGCCUGACGUUGUCAUAGUACCGCUCAGCGCAACGUCAACCAGCAAGAACACAGAUUGCAAAGACAGCUUCGUGACCUACGGAAAGUUGACAGUGACCUGCAGCGAACUACGACGUGUUGAGUCUGACCUUUAUUCUAGUAGAAAACAACUGUGCGCCACCCAGCGCGAGAAAUGUUGCAUCACUUGUAAACAUAUAAAUGCAGAGAAACCUUACACAAUUGCCAAGAACGGCGAGAACGAGGUCUUUCAACUCGAGGUUUCUCAAGCAGGAAACGCAUUUCGCCUGACCGGAAAUGACGUCAGCAUUAACGUCCCAGUUAGUGCUAAAACCCUACCAGAAUCCCCAGUCGUUGUCAUGCAAAGAACCCUCGGCGAGUUCAUACGAAGACAAAACCAAGACAGAGAAAAGCUGCUUUCAUUGUUCAAAUCCUUAUCAAACCUUGUUCCAAAGAACAAGAAAAUCAAAAAUUGAAGUAUACCCAGUUUUAAGGUUCAUUUUAAAGAUGAACAAAACAUCUACCUAAUGGAUUGACAGUUGUCUACAAUAAACGAGAGAUACAUGUGUCUUUUGAUUUUUAUAUAGCUAUGCCAUUAUCUGUUGACCCCCAACAAAAACAAUCGUUUCUCAACGAAAUGAAAACCCUAAUCGACAUACACAAAUUAAUAGUUUGUCCCUUUCUUACUUACGUUAAAGUACUAUUAGAGAGUUUUUUUGCAAAAUUAGUUCAUAAAAGUAAGUGCAUAACGACACUCGUUGAAUUUGUAUAUUUGUAUGAUGUUGUUAAAAACGAAUAGUAUAUUAAGUAUAAAAGUACCAUAUACCUGCUUGUAAAACAUGUCCGCAUCGGAUUUACGUUGGAACUGACAGUGGCCGUUUGAAGCCGUCUACUUGAUCGGCAUGUUAUUGAUAGCACUUUUCUUGAACGCUGACAGGACAAGAAAAUGCGUAUAGGCCUUCGCGAUGUGUACAAUUAUAGAUUGUAUGUAAAUAUUGUGUUAUCAUUUGUUGUUAUAUAUAUAUAUAUAUAUAUAUAUAUGGGCCGUGCUCUGUGAAAAGGGGAUUUAAUUCAUGUGCGUAAAGCAGUCCGCACAGGCCACUCAGGGACGACACUUUCCGCUUUUGUGAUAUUUUUCGUUUCAAGACAGUCUCUUCUUUAAGUUAGCAAAAAUCAAGUUAAGAAGGAAGGUGCCGUCCCUGAUUAGCUAGUGCACACUGCACAUGCUAAUCUGGGACGACACCUUACGCACAUGUAAUAAACCCCCUUUUCACAGAGCACGGACCAUAUAUAUUGUUCUAUGGAAAUGCUGUGUAGUCUUAUUGUCACCAUACAUAUAAUUAAAUGUACAUACAGUCCGAUCAUCCAAUUAUUGUAUUCCCAUUGCAUAAUUUGUUAUUGUCCUACGUAUUCCCAAGUCACGAAAUAAAGUAUCAUUAGUAACAAAAAGGUUAUUCAAUAUUAAAAAUAUACUCUUCUUUAAAAUCGUUUGAAUAAAAUAAGUUCUUGUUCAAAAGUACACGUUUGGCCCCUUUUAUAAAUUCAUUUUUUUUUUUUAACAGAGUUUCACAUUUCAGUUUAUUUGCAAGUCCGAUAAUCUGAUAUUGAUGUAAAAAUUAAAUAUCGGGCUUCGCUUUUGCAACCUACCUAAAUAAAUUGCCAAAGUGA